Molecule: messenger RNA, 1257 nt
Organism: Exaiptasia diaphana
Lineage: Eukaryota; Metazoa; Cnidaria; Anthozoa; Actiniaria; Aiptasiidae
Product: solute carrier family 2, facilitated glucose transporter member 8
Exons: 4
Biological process (GO): transmembrane transport
Cellular component (GO): membrane
Molecular function (GO): transmembrane transporter activity
Source: RefSeq, a predicted model, not a curated record
AUGACUUGUUCAUUACUCAAGCGUGCAAAAAUGGCCGACGAGCUAGAAGUAGAAGAGGCUCGUAGGAACUACAAGGAGCGCCGCUGGAGCAUAGUUUUGGCGACUUUUAUCUCGGCAAUCAGCUCAGUGACUUUUGGAUACAGCUUGGGCUACUCUUCUGCAGCAACUACAGCUCUCAAAUGGACGGAGGACAAGAUCAAUAGCACAGAAUUAUCUUUGAAUGAAGACGAAUUAACAUGGUUUGGGUCACUCCUCAACAUUGGAGCAAUGAUAGGAGCGCCCCUGGCUGGAGUUCUAGUUGACAUCGUGGGUCGAAAAAUUGCACUUAUGAUAGCAACCUUUCCCUUUGGUGCAGGAUUUCUUCUUGUUGGACUUGGAAAUUCUCCAGCGAUUUUAAUAUGUGGACGUUUCUUAUCAGGCUUUGGAGUGGGCAUGGGAUCGAUGAUUGUACCAACCUACAUAUCAGAAACAGCCUCCCAGUGCAUGCGAGGGGCCAUGGGAGCUGUCAAUCAACUUGGGAUAGUCAGCGGCAUUUUGCUAUCAUAUAUUGUGGGUUGGGCUACGACUUGGCGUUGGUCUGCAAUUAUUGGUGCCUUCCCUCCAGCUGCUCUUCUCAUUCUUAUGGCUUUCAUGCCUGAGACAGCUCGAUGGUACAUGUCCAAGAAGAGGGAAGAUAAAGCUAGGAAGACUUUACAAUGGUUACGUGGCCCUGAUAUGGACAUCGACUUUGAGAUUGCUGAAAUUAGAGAAAGUUUGGUUUCAAGUGAAKCUCGAGGAAAUUUCUCUAUGAAGGAGUUUGCUAGCCCAAGUCUAUGGCGUCCCUUUGCAAUCAGCAUGGCUUUGCAUUUCUUCCAGCAGUUUAGUGGUAUCAAUGCGGUUAUGUUCUACUGUGCCACGAUAUUUGAGAAAGCAGGAUUUCAAGACAAGAGCACAUUUAUACCAAUUAUCAUUGGGGUUGUUCAGUUUGUAACAUCAGUAAUCUCCCUAUUCAUCAUUGAUCGAGGUGGAAGACGMCUUCUUCUACUUACUGGCUCAAUAAGCAUGUCAAUCAAUCUUGUUAUAGCAGGAAUCUAUUUCUAUCUGACCGURAACAAUUUAGAUGGAGGAAUGGAUUUAUCCUGGAUUGCUGUGGCUACAAUGUGUGUGUAUAUUGUUGCGUUUGCGAGUGGAUGGGGGCCUUGCACRUGGUUAAUGAUGAGUGAGCUGUUCCCCAUACGAGCCAGGGGAAGAGCCAGUGGAAUUGCAACAUUGUUUAAC